Molecule: messenger RNA, 2805 nt
Organism: Debaryomyces fabryi
Lineage: Eukaryota; Fungi; Ascomycota; Pichiomycetes; Serinales; Debaryomycetaceae
Product: DNA helicase
Exons: 1
Coding region: 1-2805 (934 amino acids)
Biological process (GO): recombinational repair
Cellular component (GO): nucleus
Molecular function (GO): hydrolase activity; ATP binding; DNA binding
Source: RefSeq, a predicted model, not a curated record
AUGACUCAAAUUCAACAAGAUGACGAGUCAUUGCUAAGAAAAAUCUUGGAUGGGUUGAAUACUAAACAAAGACAGGCGGUAGUUUCACCGUCUGAAGAAAGGUUGCAAAUCAUCGCAGGUCCUGGUACAGGUAAAACUAAAGUAUUGAUAUCAAGAGUUGCAUAUCUAUUGAUUAAAGAAAAGUUAUCACCGCAAUGUAUAAUUGUUACUACAUUCACCAAGAAAGCGGCUAAUGAGAUGAUCGAAAGGUUGGGCGAGCUACUUAAGGAUACGCCAAUCAAAGUGGAUAAAAUAUUAAUUGGGACAUUUCACAGCAUUUGCUACCGAAUAAUUAAGAUAUAUGGUAAGAAAAUAGGAAUUAGUGAUUAUAAUAUUGCAGAUGAACGAGAUUCGAAGCAGAUACUAGAAGAGAUGAUCAUGAAAUUAUCUGGAAUGGAAUUGAAAUAUAUUUCAGAGUUGCCAGAUAGACAGACUGAUGUGUUCAAAUCGAAUAAAGAGGAUGAUAAAUACCAUGGAUGGGAUCCAAAGAAGAUCAAAAGACAAAUUUCUAAGUUGAAAUCCUCGGGAAUUCAGCCUGAUGCUUACGAAAAUCGCAUCGACUGCAACCAAUUCCUAGGCUUACUAUACACGAAGUACCAAAAACACUUACAAGCGAAUUCAAUGUUAGACUUUGAUGAUUGCUUGAUUUGCUGCCAUCAAUUAAUAACUACAUAUCCAGUGCUUAACUUUGUGGAGCAUGUUUUGGUUGAUGAAUUUCAAGAUACAAAUGAGAUUCAAUUACAAUUAAUGUAUGAAUUUGCCAAAGGGCACCCCACGAACCCUAGAUUGCAAAAUAAUGUUACAAUUGUUGGGGACCCAGACCAGAGUAUCUAUGCAUUUAGAGAUGCACAAGCAAUAAACUUCAAGAAAAUGAAGGAACAUUAUAGAAAGAUAUAUAAAGAAAACCCCAUUAAUAUCAUCACUUUGGAAGAAAAUUAUAGAUCCACCUCAGAUAUUUUAAACCUUUCAGAGAGAAUUAUGAGGCAGCAAGAUGAUCGCCUCUCCAAAAUGCUUAAAUCACAAAUGGUUUCAUCUUUCCGACCAGUUUAUUCCAAUUUAAAAUCUCCUGAACAAGAGGCCCGUUGGAUUUCAUACCAAAUUGAACAUUUAAUGGCUUUGCCUAAUUCAAUUUUUAAAUAUAAAGAUAUUUCUGUGCUAGUAAGAUCCGCAUAUCAAACAAGAACUAUUGAAAAUGAAUUCGUUAGGAAAAGAAUACCGUAUUUGAUGGUUAGAGGAACAGCCUUCUGGAAUAGAAAGGAAGUAGUAGCUAUACUAGACUAUUUACGUGUUAUUUCUUGUGACAAUGAUCGUAUUGCAUAUUUACGUACAAUUAACUUCCCGAAGAGAGGAAUGGGAGAAAAGACUUUAGCGUCCAUAGAUGCAGAAUUAGAGCUAGAAGCAAUAAAACCAAAUAUUUAUAGAAAACGAGUCUAUUAUGUGCUACAGGAUAUCGCGGAUGGAAAGACUUCUGUCAAAUUGACGUCAAAGAAUCAGAACAGUCUUACUAAAUAUUUGGACUUUAUUGCAAAUAUGCGCAGCAUUCUUGAAGAUAUCAAUAAAAUCAACGACAAUUAUCAAAGCGAUUCAGAAUCAAUAAUUGAAGAGAGGAAUAAAUUACUCAGCAAGCUUUUUGAACUUGUUUAUGUGAAAUCAGGUCUUCAGAAAGAGUUUCAGAAUGAUCCAAACCACGAACUAAAUAUUAUGGAAGUCCAGACACAACUCUGUGAAUUUAAACCCAAAGACGAAGAAUUACCAUUAUAUCUAGGAGGCUCAGAAUCUGAAAUUGCAGAGGAUAAACGUAAUUUUUUGGAAAAAUUCAUUCAAUCAAUUGGUUUAUACGAAACUGAUUCUGCAAAUGAAAAAGAAAAAGAGAAAGAAAUUGCUCUGAAAUUUCCUGGUAGGAUAGAUAAGGGUAAAGUUGCUUUAUCCACGAUUCAUGGAUCAAAAGGAUUGGAGUGGCCGAUAGUAUUUGUUCCAGGAUUGUCAGAUGGUAUACUACCAGCAAAGUUUGCAAUGGAUUCAGGAGGAGAUGAAGCAGUCAAUGAAGAAAGAAGGUGUUUUUAUGUGGCAACUACUAGAACAAAAUUACUUUUAUAUAUGUCGUCCUAUAUUGAGCAAGGUGAUAUAGGUAAAUGGGGAAGAAAACCUAUUGAUUCUGUUUCCCGGUUUAUCAGCAAUUUGCAGCAUACUGGUAUGAUGGAAAGUAAGCAGGGGGUGUUCAAAGAUUGGCAAAUACUAUCGAAAUUAUACAAGAUAGUUAAUAAGCCGAUACCUACAGGAGAGCAGUUCAAUUUGACUCAGUUCAACAAAGCUUAUGAAUUGAGAUCAAAAGCUUAUAUAAAUGGCGAAUCUGAAAUGAAAAUAACUGAAGAAUCCUUCAAAAAUUGUGAAGAAGGGUCUCCGUGUUUGGACAUCACAGGUUUCAGCAGUGCUAAAGUACAAAUGAGUAACAAGAGGACUAACGAAAUUACGCAUCGUACUCCCCAAAUGCCCAAACGUAUAAAAGAGAGGAGUAAUCAAUCUAAUAUCAAUUCAUUCUUCAAAUCACCAGCAAAUUUACAGCAACCUCUGUCGCGAAUGAAUGCCAACAGUAGCUUAUCUAAACCAUACAGGGUGCCUAUUAUAGAAAAGACGGCUUCCAACAAGGCUCCCACUAUAUCAAAAAUAGAGAUCACGAAGCCGAAGUGCAACAAAGCACCUCCAUAUAUACCAGUCAGGAAGGUACCCUCUUAUAUGCUUAACAGAAGAAAAAAUGUAAAUAACUAG